CUAAGCCAUAUGUGAAUCAUACCCGACCCGAAAAGAAAUCUCACACUCGAUAGUUUAUUGGAUAUGGUUUCCGUUACACGUCGAGUAUGAUCAAACGUCUGUGAGUCUAAUAAAUCGGUUCGAGUGCCUAGCUGGACUUUCAUGUAUCUUCUGUUUAAUUCAAUGGAUUGAAAUGGAUAGGAUUUUUAAUGAUAAUGAUGAAAGGAUCAUUUUGUUAACAUAUUUUCAAAGUCAAACAAAACGACCGAAGUUAAACUAUGACCAGUUUGGAUAAUUACCCGCCAUUUUCGCGGUCCGCCCACCUUCCCUAGUUAUUAUAUCUACUAAUAAUCCAUCGCCAUCUUGAUUCUUGCCCCUUGGGGGAAGAGAAAUGAUGGCGAUGAAGAUAGUGAUCGAUACAGAGACCGGGCAAGAACCCAUAUCUCCCCUUCCUCUGAUCCCGCCUGCUCAAAGUCCGACUCUUUUUCCUCUGCUUCCAGAGCUCCACAAAACCCGACGACAUUCAUGGCGGCGACCACAAGCUCCGACGAGUCGAAUCCCCUCUUAGAAGGCCGCCGACAGGAAGCCGAGCAGAGGAGCGGAUGGUGGCCGACUAGCAUCAACGAUGUGCUGGACAUUGAAGAAGCCAAGACCCAGAUCUUGUUUUCACUGCCCAUGAUCCUCACCAACGUUUUCUUCUACCUCAUCCCUCUAGUCUCCGUCAUGUUCGCCGGCCACCUCGGCGAGCUCCACCUCGCCGGCGCCACCCUUGCCAACUCCUGGGCCACCGUCACCGGUUUCGCUUUCAUGACAGGGCUAAGUGGAGCUUUGGAAACACUCUGCGGUCAAGAUUUUGGAGCGAAGCUGUACAGAAAGUUGGGGAUCCAUCUCCAAGCUUCCUGCAUCAUAUCAUUCCUCUUCUCUGUCGCAAUUUCUGUGAUCUGGUUCUACACGGAGCCGAUUUUGAUCAUUCUAGGGCAAGACCCCCAAAUUUCAUCCAUGGCUGCUCUGUACAUGAAGUACCUCAUCCCAGGAGUGUUUGCAUAUGGGUUUCUGCAGAACAUUCUAAGGUUCCUUCAGACGCAGUCUGUUGUUAUGCCUCUUGUCCUGUUCUCGAUGUUGCCAGCCUGCAUUCAUAUAGGCCUUGCUUAUGCUUUGGUUUACUUAACCCCGCUUGGUUUCAUUGGGGCUCCAUUGGCAGCUGCAAUUUCCUUGUGGGUUAGUUUCGUUGCCUUGGCUUUGUAUGUAGGGUUUGGGAAGAGAUUUGAGCAGACCUGGAGUGGGUGUUCGUCGGAAUCGUUCGAUUAUGUUGUGGUAGCACUCAAAUUGGCUCUUCCUUCUGCUGCCAUGGUAUGCUUGGAAUAUUGGGCUUUUGAGAUUCUGAUUUUCUUAGCCGGGGUGAUGCCGGAUUCUGAAAUAUCAACAUCUUUGCUUGCUAUGUGCGUAAACACAGAAACCAUUGCCUAUAUGCUCACAUACGGUCUUAGUGCAGCAGCAAGCACGAGGGUGUCUAAUGAGUUGGGAGCUGGUAACACGAGUCGCGCUAAGAAUGCCAUGGCAAUGACUCUCAAGCUCUCUGUGCUGCUGGCCCUGGUGGUCGUUUUGGCUCUAGGGCUUGGCCGAAACGUCUGGGCUGGCUUCUUCAGCGACAGCAGUGAGAUAGCUGCAAGGUUUUCAUCCAUGGUGCCAUUGCUUGCCAUCUCCAUAACGCUCGAUUCAGUGCAAGGCGUUUUAUCAGGAGUGGCUAGAGGAUGCGGAUGGCAGAAUAUGGCGGUGGUUGCUAACUUAGCGACGUUCUACUUCAUUGGCAUGCCUAUUGCAUGUGUUCUUGGGUUCAAGUUGAAGUUAUAUGUGAAGGGAUUGUGGAUAGGCUUGAUCUGCGGUCUUACCUGCCAAGCUAGCACACUUAUGUUCAUUACACUGCGAAUGAAAUGGACUAAGAGCGAUUUUUCAACGCCCAGAGACCAUGAAAAUCAGAUAGCAGCAGCUUAGUUAUGUAGCUGCAGACUUUGAUGUCAAAAUAAAAGCUACCUACUAUA
Molecule: messenger RNA, 2018 nt
Organism: Linum trigynum
Lineage: Eukaryota; Viridiplantae; Streptophyta; Magnoliopsida; Malpighiales; Linaceae
Source: the annotation of a GenBank genome assembly